This is a messenger RNA of Helobdella robusta, 4375 nucleotides long. RefSeq lists its product as hypothetical. The transcript is spliced from 13 exons. Bases 1 to 3738 code for a protein of 1245 amino acids. Gene Ontology annotation, biological process: protein phosphorylation. The record is from RefSeq and is a predicted model, not a curated record. Lineage: Eukaryota; Metazoa; Annelida; Clitellata; Rhynchobdellida; Glossiphoniidae. Gene Ontology annotation, molecular function: protein kinase activity; ATP binding; phosphatidylinositol binding.
AUGAGUUCAAAAUCAGCGAAAAAAUGUGGCGAGCAGCAGAAGAUCCGAUGCUACAGUGUGACCGACCCCUCGCUGCACCCACGCGGCCACACAGUCUACAAAGUCGUCGAGAAGAUCUUGGAUGUCAAUGCAUUUGAUGAAGCUCAAAAAGAAUCGAUAACUUGGAAGAGGUACAAUGAAUUUUACAAACUCUACCUCAGUAUGUCAACACUCCACAAGCUGCUUCAUAGGAGGGAGGAGUUUCCUGAUUUUCCUAAACCUAAUGCUUUUGCGAGGUUUGACGAGUGCGUGAUAAAAGACCGAAUGCAGAGUUCGCAGGACCUUCUCAACUUCAUCGGCCAGAGGCACUACCUCGUUAACAGCAAGCCAUUUCAGCAGUUUUUCAGAGAUGCAGUAGCAUUAACGGCAGAAUCGCCUCACUCCGAUGGCGAUUUGCCGCCGCCGCUACAACCAGCCACAACUUCCGUGACGUCAUCGUCGUUACUCACACCAUCAACACCAACCAGCAGCAACAACAACAACUGCAACAACAACAACUGCAACAACAACAAUAGAACAAUUAUAAACAACUCUAAGACACAAAAAUACUCCACUAUCAGCACCACCACUUCUACACCCAGCAACAACAACAACAUCAACCAACAUUCCAAUAACACUGAUAAUAAUUAUUAUGGAGAUGAAUACGACGACGAUGACGACGAAUACCACAACAUCAGCAACAUCAAAAUGAGAGCCAAGUGUCACGGCAUCAAUCCAAUCGAAACAGAAAAACGCGCUCCUCCUACUACUUACAACAAAACAAACAGCAUCGCCAGUACCAAAAACUUCAACAAACCACUACAACAACAAAUAACCAACAACAACACCAACAACAACACCAACAACAACAACAGCAGCAACAACAACAACAGCAGCAACAACAACAACAGCAGCAACAACAACAACAACAGUAGCAGCAGCAAAUCAUUUUCUCCAAUCCGAGCGCUAUUUCAGAGUGGCAGCAGAAGAUUCAAAGAUCUCUUGUCUGUCUCAUUCCACGCUGGCUCCAGCACACAGCAAUCAAACGAUGAUGUGGACCGGCCCUCGCAGCAGCAACAACGGCAACAAACUACCCCUUCAAUUUGCACUAGCAUGAGUACCAACAGUCUCAACAGAAACAACAGCAGCAACAAGCCCGCCAUUGCCUACUACUUCAGAAACAACAACGCCAGCGGUAGCCACACCAGCCACAUCAACAACAGCAGUAGCCACACCAGCUACAGCAAACAAAUGAAAGCAGCUGCAUUGUGGAAGGUUCAGGCGGCCCAUUUCGUCACCACCCUCCAGAACAAACCUUACAUCGUUGAGGCCGCCCAACUUCUCAAGAAUGCCAAGAUGAAGGAAGCUGAUGACGAGUACGAAGCGUCAUUCGCCCUCUACAAGGCUGCCAUUGCCGUGCUAAUUAAUGGCGCGCAAGAUGACGAGGACAUGGAGUGUGUGGAUUUCGUGAAGGGUAAGAUAUCAAAGUACUUGAAGAAAUCUGAGGAGAUGAGUAGAUUGCACCUCAACUAUCACCACCUGCCACUCCAUCACCACCGUCAUGAACCGCGUUAUCUUCAUCUAAAGGUCAUCGGGGUCGUUGAGAAGGUCAUGCUGGUGAAAGAUAGUAGGAAGAAAGCUGAUGAUGAUUCUACUACUUAUGUCAUUAAAGCCUACCACAAAAGUGGCGUGCCUCCCGCACCUUCCCACGCCACCCUCCUCCCCACCAACAUCCCCAACAUGGCCGCCGUCUUGAAUUAUUUUGAAAACGAGACUGCCUACUUUGUCCUCUUGUCCUUCGUCUCUGGGGGACCCCUCUGGCCGCGUUUGGGUGAAUACUCUACAAUGAACAGGGAUGUGCUUGGGGAUAAUAAUAAAAAUAAUAAUAAUAGUAAUAAUAAUAAUUGUAAUAAUAAUAAUAAUAAUUGUAAUAAGGAUAGUUGGCUAUCGGUGAGCAAAGAUGAUGAUGAUGAUGAUGAUUUCUUUAAUGAAAGUGAUGAUUUGAAGGGAAGAAGAAAUUACAACAACAGCACCAUUAACAACAACAACAACAACGCAGAAGAUAAGAAGUUUAUUGAUGUGAUGGUGGGCAGUGAUGUCUUCAACAUGCCAGAUGUCCACAACAACAACAACGACAACAACAACUUUGAUGUUGUUUGCAGUGUUGACGAGAGUACGUUCUACAGCAGCAAACAUCAACAACAAACACGUUCCCUCUCGGCCACGAGUUACGACAACGUCCACCAACAACCACAGCCAUACCAGCAGCAACAGCAGCAUCGCAGAACAGACUCCGUCGCGAGCAACACAGAUUCACUGAACUUUGAUUUCCAGUAUUUGUUGCAGAAGCAUUCGCAACAGAGUACAAUCAGCAUGUUCAGUAUCAACAGUUCGGGCAGCGAGCAAACGCCGUCGGUCAAAUCCUUCAAGGACACAAGCAGGUUGCUGUUACAAUCGGAUGUUGUUGAGGAAGUUUGCGAGGUUGUUGAUAAGCAACCGACCAAUCAGGUAGGUUGCACAUCAGCCGACCGAACCUCUCCUGCGAAUGCAGUUGAAGAAGGAUUGCUGAUUGACCUGUCGCCUGAUGACCAAACUGACCAGCAAUUGAAUGAUUCGGUCGCUUUGAUUGCUUCUUCUGAUUUAUUAGCUCCAAUGGAAGUGGCCACAACAACUUCAGUGGCCACAACAACUUCAGUGGCAGCAACGUUUACAUUAGCAUCAUCAACAACAACAACGACAUCUUUAGCAACAAUAGCAUCGACGAAUGUAACAACGACAACGCAAUCAACAUCAGCUGAGACAUCUUCACAACCUGCAGAUGAUAACACAUUCUUAACAACAUCAUCGUCUUCAUCAACAUCAUCGUCACAAGCGACAGCAUCAUCAACUUUAGCAUCCUCAUUGUCCUUAUCUUUAUUAUCAUCUUUCGUCACGACGACAACAUCAGCACUCACAUUAACAUCAGUCCAGACUCUACCGUCACCACGUCCAGCCGUGCCCUCUCCCCUAUCAUUGCCACCACCCCCACCAGCAGCAUCAUCAUCAUCACCACCGCCCCAUCAUCAGUUGAGGAUGAACAGACCACACAUGCCUCAAUCAUUUUCUUGCACCCAACUUUCUGUCGAUGUCGCCAAGUGCGAUAAAUAUUUCUCAACAAAUGUUGACAGCGUUAAGAAACGACUCUCAACAAAUUCAGAAGUCCUCAACAAUGUUGCGGUGCCUGAAAAUGUCGCGAAGUUGUUGCUGGCAGAUGUCGUUGUUGCCCUGGCUGGGCUGCAUUCGGCUGGCGUCGUCUGCAGGGAUUUGAACCCGGGCAAUCUGCUACUAAACAACGAAGGUCGUGUCAUCUUGACCUACUUCUGCCAGUGGAGUGACGUCACAAGACGCCUCAGCCAAUCAGCCGUUGAGAACUAUUUCGUAGCUCCGGAACUUUCCAAUCCCUUCUACUAUUCAAACAGCAACGCAUGUGAUUGGUGGAGUUUGGGAGCCCUCAUGUUUGAAAUGCUGGCGGGGGAGAGUCUGAAGCAGAGUCAGCCGUGCGGCAUCACUCGCCAUAGCAUGGACAUCAUUCCAAGUUAUCUGUCGCCGGACGCUCAAUCGCUAUUGAAGCAACUUCUGGUGUGCACUCCGACCGAGAGGAUCGGAUUGAAUGGGAUCAUGUCGCAUUCCUUCUUCAGUGGCAUCAACUGGAAUGAGAUGAUGACGAAGAGCGGGAAUUGAGAUCCAGUGAAUGCUUUGUUGUUUUGCUUUGAGUCCUGUAAAAAGUAUCAUCUUGUUCGUUCAUGUUUCAACUUCGUCGUUUUUAACAUCAGUAACAUCAUGCUGCAUCCGUUGUCUGCAUCCGUUAAGUGGUGCGUGUGCCAUUCUAUCGCCAUAUCUCACUGUUCACUUUUACCAAAUGAAACCGACGAUGAUUUUUACGAGAAUUUCUUUUUAGUUAAAAUUCCUGUUGAUCGUGCCUGUAGCGUAAUGGAACGCUGUUAUUGAUUUCAUUCUUGCCCAUCCUUUUGUGCUUAACUUAUGACUCUGUGGCUUCAUUUUCGUGGUCGAGUAUUCAUUUAUUAAUUCUCGAUGGAUCGUUACGUCUGUUUUAAUUCGCGUUUAUUUUAUUUUAUUGAAAAUAUUCCAGGAAAUUUUUAAAUGUGCAUAAAUGACGUUUUACAUCAUUUGGCUUGUUUUAUUCUGCCUGCUACUCAUUUCAUAUGUCUCUCUCCCUGUUUAGAUGACCAUGUGCAACACACACACAUACAUACACACGCACAUACACACGCACACAUACAACCAACCCUCACACACACAAACACAACACACACACACACAAGAAACAGGGUUUCAUUCAUACCAAAUUUAUCAUUAU